AUGUGGCAGCAACUAGAAAUCACUGGCCCCCACAUCACAUACCUAACCUUCGCCCUCUUCCUAAUAACCUACGCCCUCCUUAGCCUCCCCAUCCGCAACACUCUGCACCUCUCUGAACCCCCGCUCGCCGUCCUCUAUGGCAUUCUCCUAGGUCCUUACUCGCUCUCCUGGAUCACACCCCACAAAUGGGGGUUCACAGACGAAACCAUUCAAGAGGUUACCCGCGUAAUCGUGGGUAUCCAGUGUUUUGCCGUCGGCAUUGAGCUCCCGAAUUUCUACUUUAGACGCCAUUGGAAGUCUGUGGUUUGGUUCCUGGGCCCGGUUAUGGGGUUCAGUUGGGGUAUCACGAGUUUGUUUGCGUACUUGGUGUUGGGGAUGGGGGGGUUAGGAAUAGGAUGGCGAACCGCCAUGGUGCUUGGUGCUUGUAUGUCCCCCACGGAUCCGGUGUUAGCUGCUAGCGUGCUUUCGAAUUCUCGCUUCAGUGGGCGGGUUCCUCGACGGUUGAGGCAUCUUCUUGGGGCGGAGAGUGCGUGUAAUGAUGGUGUUUCGUUUCCUUUUUUGUAUAUUGGGAUUAUGGCGUUUAAAUACUCGACGACUGUGGAAGCGUUAAAGGAAUGGGUGUUGGUUACUGUUUUGUGGCAGUGUAUUCUAGGGAUUUGUUUGGGGUUGGUCAUUGGCAAGGUGGCUAACAGGGUGUUGAGAUUCUCGGAGGGGAGGGAGUGGAUUAGUCAGAGUUCUUUUGUGGUUUUUUAUUUGUUGCUUGCUGUUUUCUCGCUGGGUGUUGGGUCGAUGUUGGGUUCUGAUGAUUUUCUUGUUGCGUUUGGGGCGGGUGUUGGUUUCGCUCAUGAUGGCUGGUUUUCCAAAAAGACGAGGAGCUUACCGUUCCCUGCUAUCAUCGAUAUGAUUCUCAACUCUGGACUAUUCAUCUUCUUCGGCUCCAUCAUUCCCUUCAAAGAGUUCGUCGACGUCGGAGUAGGGAAACUCCUCGGCUUCUUCCUCCUCGUCAUUCUAUUCCGACGAAUCCCCAUCGUCCUUGUACUAAAAAGGUUCAUCCCCGACAUCAGAACCUACAGAGAAGCACUCUUCUGUGGACACUUCGGACCUAUGGGCGUCGGUGCUCUGUUCCUAGUUAUAGAAGCGCGGGCUCAGUUAGAGACUGGGACUUCGAUACCCAAGCCUAGCCCAGAUAUCAAACCAGGACCCGACUUGGAUGAAAAGCAAAAAGCGACUUUAUAUAUUUGGCCAAUUAUCUGUUUUGUUGUGCUGGGAAGUACAAUGGUCCAUGGGGUGAGUACCGCUGGGAUUAGUGUUGCGGGCCAUUUCUCGAGGGAUGUGGGAGAGAGGAGUCGGCUGCUAGGAGGUGAGACUGAGGGGCUUGGAGGAAUGGUGCAUGAGGGAGGUGGUGGAGAGAGUGAGCCGGAGGUUAGUGGGGAAGAGGAUGAGAGGUGA
Molecule: messenger RNA, 1449 nt
Organism: Hymenoscyphus albidus
Lineage: Eukaryota; Fungi; Ascomycota; Leotiomycetes; Helotiales; Helotiaceae
Source: the annotation of a GenBank genome assembly